Messenger RNA from Cebus imitator (Panamanian white-faced capuchin), 2712 nucleotides. It is a transcript of the gene TASP1, whose product is annotated as taspase 1. Lineage: Eukaryota; Metazoa; Chordata; Mammalia; Primates; Cebidae. The record is from RefSeq and is a predicted model, not a curated record. The transcript has 15 exons. Gene Ontology annotation, molecular function: threonine-type endopeptidase activity. Gene Ontology annotation, biological process: protein maturation. The coding region runs from base 784 to 1740 and encodes 318 amino acids.
CGCGAGUGGGAGCCUGCUUCCGGCCACGUGGUACUGUUUACAACCAAUGGGAAGACUUCAUGUCACCCCCGCUUCCUCACCCUGGCAACGGGCGGGUGACUACUUCCGGUGCAGUGAGGGCUCGGGGCUGACGCGGGGUAAUUCCUCUUCUGCAAUUACUUUUGGAUGGAAGUAUGCCCCUUUCUCAAUAGAAGAUGGUAAUCUUGGAGAAUGACCAUGGAGAAGGGGAUGAGUUCUGGAGAAGGACUGCCUUCCAGAUCAUCUCAGGUUUCGGCUGGUAAAAUAACAGCCAAAGAGUUGGAAACAAAGCAGUCCUAUAAAGAGAAACGAGGAGGCUUUGUGCUGGUGCAUGCAGGUGCAGGUUAUCAUUCUGAAUCCAAAGCCAAGGAAUAUAAACAUGUAUGCAAACGAGCUUGUCAGAAGGCAAUUGAAAAGCUGCAGGCUGGUGCUCUUGCAACUGAUGCAGUGACUGCAGCACUGGUGGAACUUGAGGUGUACACACACAGUUACACUUCAUGGAGUUGCAUCCAGCCAAGUAUCCAUGUUCUUCUUGUGAAGAGGCAGAGAAAAUCACCUCUCCCAAGAAUUUCCACCUUCUGAACAAGGGAAAUGUGUCCUGAAGAGCUGUACGCAGAUGGGAGGCAACUUGUUUGCUUGUUCUGCUGCUAGAGCAUUGAUUUAAUUAGAAGACAGGCUGUGGGUGGCCAUGUGCAGACAAAGAAGCACCAGACAGAGCCCAUUUAGCCUGGGACAGUAAAAGAUUCUCCUUUUACAAAUGCAGGAAUGGGAUCUAAUCUAAAUCUGUUAGGUGAAAUUGAGUGUGAUGCCAGCAUAAUGGAUGGAAAAUCCUUAAAUUUUGGAGCAGUUGGAGCACUGAGUGGAAUCAAGAACCCAGUCUCAGUUGCGAACAGACUGUUAUGUGAAGGGCAGAAGGGCAAGCUCUCAGCUGGCAGAAUUCCUCCCUGCUUUUUAGUUGGUGAAGGAGCCUACAGAUGGGCAGUAGAUCAUGGAAUACCCUCCUGCCCUCCUAACAUCAUGACCACAAGAUUCAGUUUAGCUGCAUUUAAAAGAAACAAGAGGAAACUAGAGCUGGCAGAAAGGGUGGAAACAGAUUUUAUUCAACUAAAGAAAAGAAGACAAUCAAGUGAAAAGGAAAAUGACUCAGGCACUUUGGACACGGUGGGCGCUGUGGUUGUGGACCACGAAGGGAAUGUUGCUGCUGCUGUCUCCAGUGGAGGCUUGGCCUUGAAACAUCCGGGGAGAGUUGGGCAGGCUGCUCUUUAUGGAUGUGGCUGCUGGGCUGAAAAUACUGGAGCUCAUAAUCCCUACUCCACAGCUGUGAGUACCUCAGGAUGUGGAGAACAUCUUGUGCGCACCAUACUGGCUAGAGAAUGUUCACAUGCUUUACAAGCUGAAGAUGCUCACCAAGCCCUGUUGGAGACUAUGCAAAACAAGUUUAUCAGUUCACCUUUCCUCGCCAGUGAAGAUGGCGUGCUUGGAGGAGUGAUUGUUCUCCGUUCGUGCAGAUGUUCUGCUGAGCCUGACUCCUCCCAAAAUAAGCAGACACUUUUAGUGGAAUUUCUGUGGAGCCACACAACAGAGAGCAUGUGUGUUGGAUAUAUGUCAGCCCAGGAUGGGAAAGCCAAGACUCACAUUUCAAGACUCCCUCCUGGUGCGGUGGCAGGACAGUCCGUGGCAAUUGAAGGUGGAGUGUGCCGCCUGGAGAGCCCAGUGAACUGACCCUUCAGGCUGAGUGUGAAGUGUCUGAGAGGCAUUUCAGAACCUGAGCUUUUUGGGGUUUUUAAUUGAAGUUGGCUGUUUUAUCUUCCUUGUUUUAUAAUUCCUAUUGCAACUUCGUGCACUGCUCGAGACACAAGUGCUGCUGUAGUUAGCGCUUAGUGACACACGGGCCUUUGGCGGGUGAGCGGGACUGUGUGUGUGUGUGUGUGUGUGUGUGUGUGUGCGCGCGCGCGUGCGCGUUUGUGUGCAGUAUGUGUGUUUGCUUCUCCCUGGAUGAAAUAGAAACUCCUCAUUAUGUGACCAGGAAUGGUUAAAUCAUCUUUACAUAAUGUAUGCUUUAACUGUUUACAAGUAAAACCUAAAGUUGCAGGAAACAUUUUUUAUUUCAUCAAGAGAUACCAACUGUCACUGAUGUUAUGUGUCAGAACUGAAGAGUAAAUCUACAUGUUUAAAUGUUUGACAGUGGUAGCGCUUCAUUUAAUAACAGUAGUAAGUAAUAAGGUGUUUUUAUUUGUUAACCAGUUUAAGUGGAUCCUGUGGUAACUUAAACUGUUGUUCUCAUCCCUUAUAUGGGGCAUUUUUCUUUAACAAAGAAUGGUUUCAGUGAAACAACCUAGCGGAGAAUUAAUGUCAGAACCUUUUAAAAUAAUAGUCUGAUUGAUACAGUUUGUACUUCUUUCAUCUAGCUUUUCUAAGCUAAAAUGUUGCAUAACUUCGAGCUGUAUGGGCUAUAUUAUGAAAGAAUAUGUAAAGAGAACAUACAGUAAUGCACAGUCCUUAAUUUGUGUAUAAUGGAAUGUUAUUUACAAUAUAGCACUGUAAAUAAGAAAGCAAAGUUUAUGGGAAAAUUCAAUAUUAUCUUUGUUUUUGUUUAAAUAUAUUUUUAAGAUAAAGGCACAAAAAUAACCAUAUUACUGGGUAUAGUAUGUGACUCCUCUUCUCAAACUAAUAAAUUAUCUUUUGAAUCCCUGA